Molecule: messenger RNA, 6771 nt
Organism: Dunckerocampus dactyliophorus (ringed pipefish)
Lineage: Eukaryota; Metazoa; Chordata; Actinopteri; Syngnathiformes; Syngnathidae
Gene: nat16
Product: N-acetyltransferase 16
Exons: 5
Coding region: 2161-3222 (353 amino acids)
Molecular function (GO): acyltransferase activity, transferring groups other than amino-acyl groups
Source: RefSeq, a predicted model, not a curated record
GUCCGACACCUUCUUCACAGAAGUACAGAUGACGUCUCAAGAAGCCUUUUCCUACACAGACGUAUUUAUUAUGUAGGCUAUAUAAGAAAUUACUGUAAGAGCAGCAGCGCUUAUUUGAAUUGUAUUCUUUGAAAGAAAAGUGGUGCACAUUCACAGACGAAAUAAAAUCUACACUUUCAUGUAAGCAGACAGUUAAAACGAAACAGGUAAGCUAAAUGAACACAAACACUAAUCAAAAUUGUUUUAAAAACAUCAAUUUUUACACUCGGUGUAGCUUCUGUGUUUUUUUAAAUUUAUUUUUCAAUCAGUAACUAGCUUACCCAGUAUUUUGCCCAUAACUGUAUGCAUUAUGUUUUAUUAAGAUAAUAAUAAACUUUAUUUAUACAUAAGUUAAUGUCUCAUAACUGAACACAUAAUGCUUAACUUGAGGUGAUAACUGGUGAUAACACCUAAACCUAACGUUGACCAGUCAAACAUGUUCACUUACAAACAAACACACAACACUUCAAUAUCCAGUCACACACCUAUACACGCACACACACACACACACACAUUAGGUGAGUUAAAAUGACUGUACUGUUUUUCUGUUUAUGAAGUUCUGUCAAACUGGUCUUAUUUGAGUUUCAAAUAAAUGUCCAUAAGAGUUAACGUAAACACUGAAUGAAGACCAUUUUCUUCGUCGCGUGCACGUGAACAAAUCCUCUCACGUCUUGUACUGCAUGUUGCUUUACUCAUUUUCAACCACAUGCACACAUGCGCGCGCACACGCACACGCACACAUAAACACAAAAUGAAUUAGGUAAAAUUGAUAUAUCUUGAACAUCUUCAGAAGUUCAUUUGUUGUUGUACUGGCUUGCAUUGACUAAAUCCUUACAAUCCAAAAUGCACUCAUCGUAUUGGUCAAGCUGACUCUACAUUGUCCAUAGAUGUGAAUGUGAGUGUGAAUGGUUGUCUAUAUGUGAUCUGUGAUUGGCUGGUGACCAGUCUGAGGUGUACCCCGCUUCUCGCCUGAAGACAGCUGGGAUAGGCUCCAGCAUACCCUCAACCCUUGUGUGGACAAGCGGUAUCGAAAAUGGAUGACUGGAUGGUAUUUGUCAAAUUGAAUACAUUAAAAUGGCAUUUUAUUUACUAAAAAGCGCUUAUGACUUGUAAGGACUCGAAAAUUUUAAGACUAUAACUUUGGAUUUGACUCGAUCUGUCUUGUCUUGACAUGAGACUUGGACUGGCGUGCGUUUACUUGAGGCUUCACUCAAGAAUCGACUCGAGACUUGGGAUUAAAGACUUGAGACUUACUUGAGAUUUGCAAAACACAGACUUUCUCCCACCUCUGGUACUGUAUGAUCCUCAUUGUUGCCAAGCAGAGUGAAAUGACAACAACAACAGGACUACGCUCUAGUUACACAGUCCACAGCACACAGUGACAUCCUGUUCAGUGCAAAGUAAGAUUUCAAAAAAAGCAUGGCGGUGUUAACCUGGAUUCUAGACCCAUUUACAUUUUUUUUAGAUUAUCAGCAACUGGAAGAAAAAUUUGCUCAUUUACGAAAGCUGUAUCGUCAUUGUAUUCCAGACAUACAACGAAAUUUAGCAGUUAGAUAUUCUCUUAUAUCUUUGACCAAAGUCACAGCUAAAGCCAUGGUUAGGUUCGGUUUCGGUCGACAACUGCUUAUGUCGACGUCAGUCAGCCAGUGUGAGGGGUGUUGAGAUAAGCGGGCUCCACUGUAUGAACAAGCCCUACAUUGUUUGAAAGGCGUCCUCGUAGGAAUGUAUUAGUCACAAGCACCCACCAAAGGAAGGGCGGCCAUCUUUUAACAUCACUAAAUCAGAAGGUGAAAUUUUCCCUGACCCCCGUCUGAAUAAUGCCUCGCUACAGAGUCCCAUGUGUCGCUAUCCAUGAAGGUCGCUGCAGUCAUCUUUGCACACUUUGAUUUGUAUUUUAAUGGCAAAAAGCACAGAGAUCUACCAACUAAUCAUUCUGUGGUACCUUUGUGUCAAUGGUUUGUUUCAUGUAUAGGAUCACGUGUGGGGGAAAAAAUGACAUGGAGCCUUCUGUGGCGCUAUGCUUAUGUGUUAGCAUCAGCCUGCAGCCUUCGGGCGUCAAGCCACAAGAGCCGAUCCCAGGAUGCCCCUCCCCCUCCGGAGACAUGACUCAUUUUGGUGUCCAUGUUCUCAGCACCUUACCGCCAGGAUAAUCUGCCCAAGACAUGUUGUUUCAUGAUGAAGAUCGAUACCAGCCUGAUCACACCCCAGCUGCCGGAGGCUCUGUCCCAGGCAGGCCUUCAGUUCACCGUGGCCACUGAGGAGGACUUUGAUGACAUCAUGGCUAUGAGCCAGGACAUCUAUGGAGGUCUCGACUACCUUCCCACUAGAUACACCAGUUGGCUGCAGGAAAGCAACCGUACAGUCAUACUGGCACGCAAACAAGGAAAAGUGAUCGCUUUGGAGUCGGUGUGCGUGAUUGACGAUGGGGAGACCAUGCUGGUCGAGGGUCUCCGUGUGGCCCCCCAGGAACGAGGGAAAGGCGUGGCGGGAGUCCUGCUGCGCUUUUGCUCCGACCUCGUCAAAUCCAAAUAUCCCGAGGUGAAAGUGAGCCGCCUGACUCGUGACGACCAACUUGGGCCCAAGGACUUCCAGAAGUAUCGCAUCAUAACCAAGCAGGGCAUUUUGCUGGUGCGUUUCCGAGCUGAAGACCUCAAGUUACGUCUGUCUGAUCUUGGUGGACAUGUCCAGCCACCGCUGUCCACCUUCUUCUCAAAUGGGCCUCCCGUACGUCUGGACAACAGCACCAUUAAUCGUCUAUAUUUGACCACUGACCUGAUGCGGGAGGUCCUUCCAAACGCCACCAUCAUCCAAGACUGGCAGCCAUUCAAACCUCUGCCCCGUAACAUGGCCAUCCUGAUGAAGAAGGACAUUGACUGGAUGGUGGAUGAUGUCUCCAAGCCUACCGUGGGCAGCCUGUGCACUUUCCCUUUCAAGGUCCCUAUCGGAGAUGAUUGGUAUUACCUGAACAUCGACAUGUUCGGCAAAGACCUGGACCUGGUCCGCCAGCAGUUCCUGUGCCACCUGCAGCGCCACACUGCCACCCUGAAGGGUCACGUGAUGUGCCAGAUGUUCCUGGACCCGCCCCUCUGGAAGCCAAUGGUCGACUUUUGCCGCGACACCCUGAAGGUGGAGCUAGUGAAGGGAUACACAGAGCAAUGCGUCGUGGAGUCCGACGUCAUGUAGUCACCAGCAAGGAGAGAACGGACACAGCUCGAUGAGCCACAGCGACUAACCAUACUACAUUUAUUAGAUUAGAAUACUGUCUAUCAUUCUACACUCAGAGUUUGAAACAUAAGCGGAUAUUGUUUUCUGAAAUACUGACAGGGGUUCCUAAAUACUUUCUAAAACAAGAUUUUUGAUAGAGUUGGUUGAUAAUUCCUACGCUGAGUCCAUUCCUAGUACACAGAGUUCAUAUUCAGAUUUAAAGUCAUGGACCACUGGGCUUCUCAUAAUGCACUGUACAACUAAGUGAGGGAUAGGUUGCCGUGAUGUAACCUAAAAAGCUCCUCUUUGAAGGGGCGAAUAACCCUUUGGGCAUUUCAAACCUUGCUGCUGUUUGCUGUAAAUACAACCACAACGAGUUGAGUUGGCUUAGAACAUCUGCACAACUCUGAAGGCACUUUAAAUUGACAAAGACCUGCUGUUAGAAUGGUAGAAGACAAAAUAUGUCAACAACAAACUAAUUCUCCUUUUGGCGAAAUGAACAUCGUCUUUGUUACAGUCUUUUUUGUCAUAUUUCAUAACUGUGAAUAUAUAUGUACGUUACUGAUCCACUAUUUUUGCAGAAACAAACUUUCUAAGCUGUGAGUGGAAUAGAGGCUUUUUGGGUUGUUUUUUUUUUAAGAUGGAUAGAAUAAUGCCAAACUACAUGCUAAUGCUUGAACAUGCUCAAUAGUGUAAAAAUACCCGGGUUAGAACAAGUACAACUAGACUGCAAUUUAACCAUUACUAACAGUGUUACUGGAACUUCUACAUACUUGUGAAGUAGUUUUAAAACCUGCGUACCUCAAAUGGUUUGUUCCAGACGGCACUUUAUAAAAGAGUGAGGGUAACUCAAUUCAAGAGGUGAACAAUAUAACAUGGCAGUUGAAGCAGAUAAUUAUGGCAGCACCAUAGGACCAUGGCAGAUUCAUAUUUAAAUCAAAUAUGUGUGGUUUACAGUUUCUACGGUGACCGACAACGUCCAACCGGCACCAAACACAGAAACGACCCCAAACAAAAGCACACAAACAUCAUAAGACGCAUGCAAAAGAAAAUGCUGCAGGAUCAAAAAUAAAUGAAAAAUGAAAGAGAAAUGGUUCUCCCUCAUGGAGCAAAACGGAUGUUAGCCAGGCCGCCUGGGGCGCCAGACGUCUUUAAAGAUGUCAUAUUUUACAAUAUUAUUUUCUUCCAACAAAGACGUAAGGAAAAAUGUACAUUUCAUUCCACCAACUUUCUUCUGGGCAUCCUGCUCAUGUCUUUAAAGACAGAUUCCUCAGGUGUGGCGCCCCUGGAAGCCUGGCUAACUUUCAUUUUGUUUCAUGAAGUUGAUGAUGAAGGGGUUUUGGGGUUUGUGUGUGUUUUAGGCAUUUGUAGCAUUUUUCAUUUGCAUUUGUUUUUGAUCCUGCAGCAUUCAUGUGAUUACAGCCUUUUUCUGUCACAUGUGUUUUAUGGUGUUUGUGUGUUUUUUUGGUUUCGGAUCAUUUCUGUGUUUGGAGAGUUUGGAUGUUGGUACACGUUUUCCCCUGUCGGUACAGUAAGUCCUACCUUCAAAUAAAAUGGAAUAAGUGCGUUUUUCUCCACGGUUCCCCGUAUGCAUGUAAUCGCUUUUACUGUCCAAUCAAAAGUUUUGUGUAUCUACUAGGGGUGUCACAAGAUCUUGCGAGAUUAAAACGUGACAAGAUUUGUUGUCUCGUGGGCACUCAGCCUGGGACGAUAAUAAAUGAAUUUAUUAAUCACACAAUUAAUCAUUAAUUAAUCACAUAAAUGAAAAUGAACUAAUGAUUUUGCCAGCCUCAAUAUAUUUCUAUUGGCAUGUGUGUCUGUUUUCCUUUUUCCCGCCUCCAAACAGGCAGGAAGAAAGUUCACUCUGUGCAUUGGUUUCAGCACAUUGGCGCUUUUAUUCAACAGAACAACGGCCUGAACGGCGUGAGCACUGUUGUCACUCAUAGAGUCUCUUUGUCUCGGUGGGUGGAGGCACACACACAGAGGGCAGAAGUAGAAACAUUGUAAAAAUGAUAUAGAUUGCAAAAUAUUGUCAUAUAUUUUUUAUAUUUUUCAUUGUACAUUUCUCACAAGUAAAGUUAAGAUCUCGUCUCGUCCUCGUAGACCCGAUCUUGCGUACCGUCUCGUCUCGUGAACGGAGUGUCUCGUGACACCGCUAGUAUCUACACUAUAAAAUAAAUACAGAUGUAAAGUGUAAGUAUUUCAUUGUUCGAUGGCAGCCGUUAUUGUCAAGUCACACAGUCCAGGGAGCCUAAUGAUAAGUUUGUUUUUAACCAAAGAAAGUUGCAAAUCAUCUUGAAGCAGUGCCCUAACGUUUGCUGCCAUUUGUUCAUUCACUCAAACAACCCACACAUAGACAGUCUACUCCUGUAGAGUAAAAGAUGCUACGUAGUGAUAAACCAUACAUAGAGUGCAUAAAUAUAGCAGCUGACUGCUUGGAACUAAUUGCUAGAAUUUCAUUUUUUCCCUCACAACCAAACACAGCAUCUGUUUGAAGAUGAAUCCUUGGACUUAUUCUAUGCUUUGUGUGGUCUUAUUUUUUUAUGUAAGAAAUGUAAAUAGUGGAUGUUGUGCUGGAAGGCUAAAGACUAAUGUUAUUAUUUUGGUGCUGGCAGGAAACCUACAAGGCAUGUGGGGGUGGGGAGGUGGGGAAGUCUUUUUUUUUUUUUUUUUUAAGAAUAAAACAUUCUAUUUUUAAUGUGAAAUUUAAAAAUUAUCUCCUGUCACUUGUAGAACCACGUCAACAAAAGGUUUGUCACAUCACUGGUAUGGUUACGCCAAUAAGGUUCGUUUUUUUUUUGUAUUUGUGCUUAACUUGAGGUGAAGAACAAUUGACUUUUAUGCAUGCUUGGGAAGUGCCAUGCGGCGCCGCUACUAAUCCGAUAAUUGGUCAAGAAAACUAACACACCAAAAAGCAAGAAAUCAUCUUCGGGUUUUCAGUUUCAAAGGUUGUCACUGAAUGGGACACUGACACUGAAAUACAGCACUUUGCAGUGGGGAUCAAGUAUAACAUUGUGUGUUUAACAAAUGCCUGUACAAGCCAUUGAGUUCAUACAGUAGGUGAAUGAGCAUGCACUUUAGUAAUCAGUGGCAAUAAUAGCCAAGUAGCAUCCUUAACUUCACCUUGUUGAGAUGUUUUCUAAUCAACCGAGGCAGUGUGUCAUCCUUAAAAACACAAGAACAGGAUGCAUUAUAAAGGCUGUCUGACGGACAGAGACAUGCAAAUACAUUUAGUAAACUAGUUUUUAAGGCUUGUAGUGAGCGCUUCUAUUUUUGUGAAACCCCUUUCGCCGCUCACAUUGUCCUUUUUUUAAACAUGACUAUUAACAGACUGGCUAAUGUUACAUGCAAAUUAUAAUCACUGGAGCGAGAAAUAUGUACUGUUUUUUUUUUCUGUGUACAUUCAAACCUUCUGUGUGCUUGUAAUGUAGUGAUCGAUUCAUCUUGGCAUUGAUUGGUGAUGCAUUGGACCUCCGAGAAAGGGAGGGACAUGAACAAAGCUUCCUCAUUUAAUGUUAGUAAAGACGA